CCUCCUUCUCGGCCGCCGUUGCGCCGCUCGUCGCGGCAGCAAGAUGGCGGCGCCACAGCAGGGCCCUGACGGUGGUGCGCAGCGGGCUGGGCCCGCGGCGGAGGCCGACCCCCUGAGCUGCUUCACGUGUCCUGUGUGCCUAGAAGUGUACGAGAAGCCGGUGCGGGUGCCCUGUGGUCACGUCUUUUGCUCUGCAUGCCUGCAGGAGUGUCUGAAGCCGAAGAAGCCUGUGUGCGGCGUGUGCCGCGGCGCUCUGGGCCCCGGCGUCCGGGCCGCGGAGCUCGAGCGGCAGAUUGAGAGCACAGAGACUUCUUGCCACGGCUGCCGCAAACAUUUCCUCCUAUCCAAGAUCCGGGCCCACGUGGCUACCUGUUCCAAAUACCAGAAUUACAUCAUGGAAGGCGUGAAGGCCACCACCAAGGAUGCCUCCCUUCAACCAAGGAGUGUCCCAAACCGUUACACCUUCCCUUGCCCGUACUGUCCCGAGAAGAACUUUGAUCAGGAAGGGCUGGUGGAACACUGCAAGCUAUCCCACAGCACGGACACCAAAUCUGUGGUUUGUCCGAUAUGUGCCUCGAUGCCCUGGGGGGACCCCAGCUACCGCAGCGCCAACUUCAUAGAGCACAUCCAGCGCCGGCACCAGUUUUCUUACGACACCUUUGUGGAUUACGACGUUGACGAAGAGGACAUGAUGAACCAGGUGCUGCAGCGCUCCCUCCUCGACCAGUGAGCGGCUCUGCGCCAGGGCCUCCGCGUGCGGCCGGCGGGAGACGUGGGGCUCCUACACCUUCAGUGUGCAGCAGGCCUGGCAGUGGACUGUCGCCACUUUUGACAGCGAAAAAGGUCCCCAGGUCAUAGCAGUCCUUUCCUUUGGAGUCUCCCCUGCUGUUAACUCUGUCACCUGUCUGGUCUUGGAUUGCUCCUCAGCUGCACCCUGGAGUUUCUGCUUCCUCUUCUGGAAGGGAACCCAGCUUCUCCGCCUCCCCUUGUUUCAGUUUCGCUCCUCCCGUUUAGUGUUGCUUCAUCUCUCAGGUCCUCUGAGCCGGCCAGGACCUGUUCUGGGUCACGAAUGGCACACAUGAGACCAGCAUCUCCUCCCUCUGUCCCUGCGGUGUGUGAGCUCUGGCAAAAGCAUAUCCGGUUGGUGACUGCGCCCCUGUGCUGUGGGGGCUCUUGUUAGUUGCAAGCAGCAGCUGCCAGAAGCGGGACUUCACCCCUGGGAAACUUUCAAAAGCCCUGUUGGGGUGAAUGUUCCGCAUUUAAGAUGAUCUGAUGCUGGAAGUUUUGAUUAGUUCUAUUUUCCUACCACUUCUGCAUACCCUUAGAAUUAACUGGUUCAGUCUUAAAUGCCUGCAUGGUGCCUUCUUAGGAUAAGGUGUAACCAUUUAUUUUUAGUGACUGUAAGUGUUACUAGGUUAGGAACGUUAAACUCCAUUUAUCUGUAAGUGGGGAGGAGGGUCAGCUAAGAGCAAUGUGAGGGCCGUGGCUUUUUGGUUCUGAUUUUCAAACAAAAACGGUAUUUUCAAGUGACUGGGUUGGGUUUGCCCCCCUGUUUGGGAGCCUGCUUACACUCUUGUCCUUGAGACACGAAAAGGAGGCCUCACACGAAUAAGGAAGAGGUUUGGGGGCUCCAGUAGGUAUUAUAGUUAUUUUAUCUUUUAUUUGGUAACUUAGAGUAAACUGAGCAUUGCCGUAUUGCUUUUCUGUCACAGACGGUUUCCUUAUGAAACUGGCUUUCGUGUGUAAAUCAGCAUGUGAAAACCUGCCCUGUGGAGCAGAGAGUUAUGGGAAAUCUAGUUUCAGAGCCUGCUGUCUCUUUUUGACAAGACACACUGUUGAAAAGGCAAACACAACUCCUGUCUGCUAGAAACAGGCUCAAGAAACUUGAAGUUCACCCUUUUUUGCAACUAUUAAUAAAUACGAGGCUGAGAGUGUCCAUCUAGUCUGUAGGGGCAGGACCAAAACGACAUGCAGAUUCCGGUUCAUUUUUCUCUCCUCUGAACAUGGAAAGCUUUUCUGCUCAGUAGCUGAGGUUGCAAGUGACCGAGCGCUUUGGGCCUGUGCGCAUGCGCUGCUGUUGUGGGCGCCUCCCUGCCCGCUGUCUGCAGGUGCCGGGUGCCUGGCAGAGACCGGGCCCUUCGCCAGGCGAGAGGGUUUUUUCUAAUGUGCUGUUGCUUCGGAGGGCCCGAAUGUUAAGGUCAGCGUCUUCACUGUAACUUCUGAAGAAGUUCAUGUAGACCUCCCAGAACCGAGAGGUCUAAGUUAGGAGGGAAAGUUGACAAAGCCUUCAUGUGAGGGAACUGAUGAGAGCGUCCAUCUCGCUAGUGGUACCAAGUGACUAUGUCCUUGUAUUAAGUGCACUUCAUGUAUUUCUAAUAAGAUGACCUUGCCGAAAGUGAAAUUUGUUUUGUUCUGGCUUUUAAAAGGUGAAAUAUAAAUAAAUUUCUUAAUUUAUCUGAUUA
This is a messenger RNA of Suricata suricatta (meerkat), 2462 nucleotides long. It is a transcript of the gene RNF114, whose product is annotated as ring finger protein 114. Bases 44 to 730 code for a protein of 228 amino acids. Gene Ontology annotation, molecular function: ubiquitin protein ligase activity. The record is from RefSeq and is a predicted model, not a curated record. Lineage: Eukaryota; Metazoa; Chordata; Mammalia; Carnivora; Herpestidae. Gene Ontology annotation, biological process: ubiquitin-dependent protein catabolic process; protein polyubiquitination. The transcript is spliced from 6 exons.